AUGAAGUUGUUUUGUGAUAACAAGUCAGCAAGGGACAUAGCUGAUAACCCAGUACAGCAUGAUAGAACAAAGCAUGUAGAGGUUGAUCGUCAUUUUAUCAAAGAGAAGCUUGAGAAGAAGAUUGUAUCAAUACCAUUUGUGGAGUCAGAGGGACAACUUGCAGAUGUUCUUACUCAUGCAGUAUGUAGCCGAAAGUUUGGUAACUCACUUGACAAGUUGGGCAUGUGUGAUAUAUAUGCACCAACUUGA
Prunus armeniaca (apricot) is the source of this 249-nucleotide messenger RNA. NCBI's taxonomy places the organism in Eukaryota, Viridiplantae, Streptophyta, Magnoliopsida, Rosales, Rosaceae. The record is from the annotation of a GenBank genome assembly.